AGCCGUAUAAACAUAACACAACUGAAAAUACUAAUUGAAUGAAGGAUUAUCACAAAAUAGCCGACGACAACAGAUGAUGAACAAAUGAAGGAUUCACAAUGUUUUCUAUACUAAUGGCAAAAUUGAAGUAAAAAUUAUUUACGCAAAGCAAAAGAACUGUGAUAUCUUUAUAAGCCAAAAAUGUCCCUAACUGCUGAACAGCUUAUCUCAGAGGGCAGAAACAUUCCUCUUCACGCCUUAAAUAUGUCUGUUAGAAACAAACUCGGGAGUUUCUUGGAUCCAGAAGGAUUUGUAACGGGAGACUACUCAAAUGAUUAUCAAGGACUUGCGGAAGUAAUUGGCUUCGACUUUCAGGACAUUAAAAAUUUUCAGAGACAGAGGAAGCCAACUCAGGAAGUGUUAUAUCAGUGGGGUACAAAACCUGAACUAUCACCCACAGUAGACAAUCUCAUUAAACAUUUGCAGACGAUAGGUAGAGCUGAUGACGUCAUAACCGAGUGUGCCCAUCUCAUAAAAAAAGAUAUUGACCGUUAUAAAGCCUGUCACAAGGACAUUCCUGUUAUUCAGGACCCAAAGAUAUCUCCCGGCCCUCCACCACCAACACCACAUGAAAUAGCAGAUAAAAAAGACACCUUAGUGACUAUCCAGGACGUCAAAACCAAAGAUGACACAUUAUACUACGAUGCCUUUGUAAUAUACAACCCUGCUGGAAAGGAUUUAGAGUUUGUGAAGGAAAUGGCGGAGAAGCUUGAAGCCCCGCCAUACAACAUGAAACUCUUCAUUCCGUGGAGAGACGACCUACCGGGAACAGCUCGUUAUGAAAUCAGUGCACAUAUGAUCGCAACAAGAUGCCGAAGAACAUUGGUCAUUUUGUCUCAAGAUUUCUUAAAAAGUGCUGCAGCAGACUUUCAGCUAAAAUUUGCCCAUUGUCUAUCACCAGGUGCCCGGAGUAAGAAAGUAGUCCCUGUAUUCUCUGGUGCCUGUAGAAUGCCAGACAUUCUGAGAUCAGUGUCGUUCGUCGACUUCACCAAUCCUGGUCUGAGAGACUGGAACUGGCCUCGUCUUAGCGCUGUAUUGCAGUGUCCUCUGAACCCCGACCCCCGGGACUAUAUGAGUCAGGAGGAACUUGAAGAGUUAAAAUUAAAUGCUGGAGAUCUAACGACCCGGGGCUGGUGGUCUACAGGUGUGCUCACCAUGAACUUCCCAGAGGAAUCUGAGGAUAACACACCCUACAACGGAUGACCAAAUUCUGGAGAAUGACAAUUAAAUUCCUCCGUGACGAAAUCCGAAAUAAAGUUGUCUUACAUUAUUAGGUCAUUCAUACCUAUAUGAUGUAUAUGCCAUAAAAUAAGGCAAAUAUAAAAUUCAUAAAUCCAUCAAUUGCCAAAUCAUAGAUGAAUAUCAAAUUCAUUUCACUGCAAAAUGCUGGAUUUAAUAAUUCUUAAUUCUUCCUUUACAAAUUAUAAUGUGAUAAUUACUUUUGACAAUUUUAAUCAAAUGAGAAUGCUUAAAGUUUGUAUUUUCUUACUUUUGUAAUAAAUAAUACAAACCA
This is a messenger RNA of Saccostrea cuccullata (small rock oyster), 1552 nucleotides long. RefSeq names its product myeloid differentiation primary response protein MyD88-like. The record is from RefSeq and is a predicted model, not a curated record. Gene Ontology annotation, molecular function: TIR domain binding. Lineage: Eukaryota; Metazoa; Mollusca; Bivalvia; Ostreida; Ostreidae. Gene Ontology annotation, biological process: positive regulation of canonical NF-kappaB signal transduction; MyD88-dependent toll-like receptor signaling pathway. The coding region runs from base 181 to 1242 and encodes 353 amino acids. The transcript is spliced from 7 exons.